This is a messenger RNA of Rhinocladiella mackenziei CBS 650.93, 1197 nucleotides long. RefSeq lists its product as uncharacterized. The transcript is spliced from 4 exons. NCBI's taxonomy places the organism in Eukaryota, Fungi, Ascomycota, Eurotiomycetes, Chaetothyriales, Herpotrichiellaceae. Bases 1 to 1197 code for a protein of 398 amino acids. The record is from RefSeq and is a predicted model, not a curated record.
AUGUCGGAUUUGGAUCACUUGUCUGCUCCAUUCUCCCAGGUAUCCUCGGACAACCAUGCUGCCUGGCUGCUUGCUACGAGUUACAUUAUGAUCCUAGUCUCCUUAUUGGUGACGGGCGUGCGCCUGAUUUGGAGAUACAGGAUCACUGGGAAGGUGUCCGUGGACGACUGGCUGAUAACCGCUUCCACGAUAUUAGCAGUCGCCCAAACAAUAUCCCUCACCGUGGCCUGCAAUCGCGGUUUAGGCAAGCAUGCCAAAGAUGUCUCGAUUGACUCGUAUGUGGAAUAUAGCAAGAGUUUCUAUGCAUCCCAACUUGGACUCAUGGCAGCCACUGGCCUCGCCAAAGCUUCUGCAAUCCAAACCGUUGCGGCGCUGAGACCCCAUGUGAGCGUCCUCCGCGCAUGCCACGGUUUGCAGAUUCUUAAUGCUUUGUGGAUCGUCGCCGGAAUCGUCGCCCUAGCCUUUCAGUGUUCUUUGCCCGCUCCCUGGGACUUCGGCCCCGAAAGAUGUAUCAAUCAAUACGCGUUGGUUCUCGGAUUGGGAGUCAUCAACAUCUUGACCGAUCUUGUCAUCAUCGCUUUGCCAGCAAUCUUGAUGUCCAAGGUGCAAAUUACAAACAAACAGCGAUGGACCGUCUCCGCACUCUUUGCUUGUAGAGUCAUCGUACCCGUCAUGACCAUUCUUGGGAUGGUUGCGAUGUACGAUUUCUUUCACUCCUCGCCCCCCGACCAGACUUGGCUGGGUGUCGUCCCCUCAAUCUACUUCCAGCUGAUGGUCAACUUCUCCAUCAUCUCAGCAUCGAUUCCGAGCAUCAAACGAUUCCUCGACCAAUUUCGAUCUGGCGCAUUUGCCGCUGAAGUGACGGUUGCCUUUGAAGAGAGUAGGGCCAAAGGAUAUUCCGGAUCCGGAUCGGGUUACACAAGUGGGAAGCAAGGGUCAGAGAACCCGGCCCAGGGCAAUGUAUCAGCGAGGUCGGCAAGAGGCUUUCCGGCCAGUGAGCCAGCCAAGGUUAAGGUCGAGCGCAGUGAAAGUGUUCGAGGACUCACCGACGAUAUCAUUAUGCACACAAUCGAUUUCAAGGUUGAAGUUGAAGAUGAGCAUGAAACAAAGGCGAGAUCCGAGGAAAGUGCGGCCCACUAUAGUAAUCUGAGAGGAAAAGAUGGCCCGGAGACUUCUUGGUAUGGAACAGCUCAUUGA